AUUCCCACAGAUUGUAUUUCAGUUCGGUCAAACCUGAUACAUCAGACAAUAUAUCAAAUCUCAGAUGUGGUUUUUGUUGUAUUUUCAACAUGGGUUCUUAUUUCUAUCACUACCUGCUUGGAGUAACCCUGAUUUCUGGUAUUUCGGUACUCUGUGUUGUUACACCGUCACUAUGUGGAGCUUAUUUACCCGGGGAUAUAGUCAUCGGGAUUCUCAGCUCAGUUCACUCAAAGCUUUCUAAUGUUUAUGCCUCGAAUCGUCCGUACACACCAUGUGAAGAAUUGAAUCUAAUAUCCUUUGUACAGUCAUUGGCAAUAAUCCAAACCAUUGAGACUAUCAAUAACUCGAGUUUUCUGCCUGGACUUCAGCUGGGAUAUCUGAUGUGUGAUCCAUGUGCAUGUGCAUCUAAAGCCUUACACUGUGUGGAGCACAUGCUAGCAGUUAAUGGGUCUCUUUCUGUUCUCUCGGACUACACAAACUUUAAUUCACCAGUGAAGGCAUUUUUGGGAGAAAGAUACUCGGAAUUAUCUAUUGCUGUAGCCAAAAUGCUCAGUCUCUACAUGAUUCCUCAGAUCAGUUGCACUUCCUCAGCACCCACACUAAGUGACAAGCUGCGUUACCCAUCGUUCUUACGUGUUAUUCCAAGUGACAUAUACCAGACACAAGCACUGGCAAAGCUCAUGAGGCACUUUUCCUGGAACUGGGUUGGGGUGGUGACGCUAGACGAUGACUACGGCAAUGCAGCGCUUGAGAACUUUCUGCUGGCUGCAGAAGAAGUAAAAGUAUGUGUGGAAUUUAAACAAGUGUUACCAACCAUUGAUAUACCUGAGAAGAGCAUUAAAGAGGCAGCUGAUUGCAUUCGAUCGUCCAGUGCCAAGGUUGUGCUGCUCAUUUUAAGACCCUCACUGGUGGAAAUGCUCUUUAAAGAGAUGAUUAGGACAAACACUACUCGUACCUGGAUAGCCAGUGAUGCCUGGUCUAUGGCAGGACUCUUAAUGAAGAUGAAGGACAUAAACAAAGUAGGAGAUAUCUUAGGUUUUACAUUUGUCACUGGUGAGAUUCCAGGCUUUAAUGACUAUCUCCUGAACCUUCAGCCAAGCUCAGGAGGACAUAAUGAUUUCAUCAUGGAGUACAAGAAUAUGAGAUUCAAAUGUCCUCCUGCUACAAAUUCUAACAGCACACGUCCACCUACUUGCAAUGUGACCGACCCCCAGGUGAUGAACGAUGACUUCCUGCUCAAUGUUAUGGAUCUCACUGCUACCUAUAGUCAGAGAGUUGCAGUCUAUGCCGUAGCUCAUGCCAUCAAUGAGAUUCUUGAAUGUAACGAAACUGCCUGUCCUGGAGAUACAAACUUUCAAACAGAGAAGCUAGUGGCCAUUCUGCGAGAGAUAAACUUCACCCUUGACAACCAAACCUAUUUUUUUAAUAACAAUGGUGAUUUUGACAAUGGCUAUGACCUCAUAAUGUGGAAAAAUACAGGAAAUGGUCGAAUAUCAAGUGUGGUUGGAAAAUACCUCAUAAGUAAAAGAGAUGUUGAGGUUUAUGAGGACAAUAUCCAAUGGAGCAACAACACGGUGCCCUGGUCUAGAUGUUCUGAAACUUGUCCCCCAGGAACAUGGAAGAGUGUGUCAGAUGUUUCCUGUUGCUAUAACUGUACUGUUUGCAGUGAAGGAUUCUUUUCUAACCUGCCAGAUCAAGACACUUGUCAGAAAUGUCCAAAUGGGACAACUUCUCUUCCAAAUUCCACAGAAUGUCAGGAGUGGAAGGUCUGGUAUUUGAAGUGGUCUGAUCCAUAUUCCGUCGUGGUGAUGGUUGGAACAGGAAUGGGCGUAAUGCUCCUGAUCUUCUCAUUCGUAUUUUUUGUUUUACACAGGGACAAUCCCAUCAUCAGAGACACUUUCAAAUAUUCUUGUAUUAUGAAAUUCGGGCUUAUUGUGAGUUUUGUAGGCGUCAUCAUUUUUUUAGGCAGACCAAGCAUUAAUCAAUGCAUAGCACAACAGGCAAUGUAUGCCUUUGGAUAUACGCUGUGUGUGUCCUGUAUUCUGACAAAAGCUUUUCACACCUUCAUAGCCUAUAUGGCCUGUGAUCCAAACAAACAGCACAGAUUGCAAAGGUUUGAUAAGCCAUGUCUCCUCGUAGUCCUCCUGAAUGCUAUUCAGGGCCUCAUUUGCAUCUUCUGGUUUGUAUUUGAUCCGCCAGAUGUUGAGACGAUUGAAUCAAAUACUGCACUAACCAUGAGUCAUCUCUGCACCCAAGGUGCAUCUAUGAUCGCCUUUGGGGCCAUGCAUACGUACAUUGCAGUUCUAGCUUUAGUGUGUUUCCUGUUGGCCUUCAAAGGCAUAGAUAAAGAGACUGACGUUAUUGUUUUCAGCAUGAUCAUCCAUCUGUUGACUUGGUUUUGUUUUAUUCCAGUCUUUAUCACACAGCAUGAACUGAGACCUAUUACCCAGAUCUCAGCCAUCAUGGUCUCCAAUUACGGAGUCAUCUUCUGCCACUUUGCCCCAAAGUGGUUUAAGAUUAUCUCAGAGAAGGCUGAAAAUGAAAAUGCAUUGCACAUCACUAGCAGCCAGUCAAUAGACACAGUUUCAGAUUCAGCAAUAGGCUUUUCCAUAAAUGGUUCAGUGGAUUCCUUUCCAUUACCAAACCCAGUGUCUGCAACAAUAUCAGGCCCUGCAGAUGUUGUGAAUUACGGCUGGGAAAAUGGAUUAAACAUCGGCAGCUCUGUGGACUCAAUAAAGAUACCAAGUACGGAGUUGCCAGAGCAGCUUAAUAUUGCAGAUGUUGAAAUUUCAGAUUUGGAUAUCUUAAAUACAAACAUCUCAGAGGAGUCAAUUCCAACAAUGAGCACAAUAUCCACAGUCUCAUGCAAUACAGAUGGUGGCAGUCGCUACUGGGAUAAUGGACUAAAUAAAGCUGACUUAGAGGACAGUGCGAUUACAGCAAUAAUGAAUAGAGCACAAAUCACUACUGCACUAGUCUGGUAUCAGAAUCCUGUUUCAAUUAGACGAAGGAGAACAAGGAGUUUCUAA
Molecule: messenger RNA, 3029 nt
Organism: Tachysurus fulvidraco (yellow catfish)
Lineage: Eukaryota; Metazoa; Chordata; Actinopteri; Siluriformes; Bagridae
Product: G-protein coupled receptor family C group 6 member A-like
Exons: 6
Coding region: 90-3029 (979 amino acids)
Biological process (GO): G protein-coupled receptor signaling pathway
Cellular component (GO): membrane
Molecular function (GO): G protein-coupled receptor activity
Source: RefSeq, a predicted model, not a curated record